UCUUUCAUUUCAUCUUCUUUCACAUUCUUCCAUCUUUUCACGCUUCUUACUUUAAGCAUUCUCUUAAUUCAUCUCUUCAAUUUUAUUUUUUUGCCAAUUUUUUUACACUGUGUUGUUGAAUUAUCUGAAAAAAACUGUUCUGUUAGGUUUUUGCAGGUGUUUGUUGCAUGGAAAAUUGAGUUCGAAUUUCUUGGUUUAAGGAUCUAUGUGUGCCAUUAUUUACGGGAACAAUGUCUGACAAAAUUAGUGCUGAAAAGCUUCUCAACAAUUUCGUGGAAACACUUGCCGAGAAGCAAAAAUCUGCGUCAUACUUUCAAGAUGUGACGGCAAACUCAAUGACCUCCCAGUUUAAUAGAUUGUUUGGACGCGAGAAACCCGUGCACCAUAUUUUAGGCGGUGGAAAAUCUGCUGAUGUCCUGUUAUGGAGGAACAAGAAGAUCUCAGCAAGUGUUUUAACUGCGGCAACAGCUAUAUGGGUGCUUUUUGAAUGGCUUAAUUAUAAUUUCCUAUCUCUUCUUUUCCUUGGUCUUGUUCUUGUCAUGUCUGUACAGUUUCUUUGGACAAAUGCUUCCGGCGUGUUUAGCAGCAGGCCAUCUAAAGUUCCGCGUCUGGUUCUCCCGGAAGAUUUCUUUGUAAAUAUUGCAACUGCGGUUGGUGCUGAGAUUAACCGUGGUUUGAGGGUUCUUCAAAAUGUUUCAUGUGGAGGAAACUUGAAGCAAUUUAUUCUUGUUCUAGUAAGCUUAUGGGCUGGUGCUGUGAUCGGGGGCUGGUGCAACUUCUUGACUGUCAUCUAUAUCGGUUUUGUUGCCGCACAUACGCUCCCAGUUCUCUAUGAAAGGUAUGACGAUCAGAUCGAUAACUUCGUGUACAAGGUACUUGAUCAGAUGCAAAAUCAGUAUAAGAAGGUGGAUUCUGGUUUGCUUAGCAAAAUCCCCAAGGGAAAUCUCAAAGGAAAGAAGUUUGAAUAGAUUCAUGUUUAUGUAAAUGGUUUGAUUUUUAGUAUGCAUUUCUCGUUUGUGAUGAAGAUGGGACACAACUGAAUUUGAUGUUUCUAAUUUGGCUCUAAUGUUUCCUUUUUCUAAGAUGAGGUCUUCAAAAUUUGUGUUA
Molecule: messenger RNA, 1107 nt
Organism: Lathyrus oleraceus (garden pea)
Lineage: Eukaryota; Viridiplantae; Streptophyta; Magnoliopsida; Fabales; Fabaceae
Product: reticulon-like protein B8
Exons: 6
Coding region: 231-968 (245 amino acids)
Biological process (GO): response to bacterium
Source: RefSeq, a predicted model, not a curated record